Molecule: messenger RNA, 848 nt
Organism: Corylus avellana
Lineage: Eukaryota; Viridiplantae; Streptophyta; Magnoliopsida; Fagales; Betulaceae
Product: iron-sulfur cluster assembly protein 1
Biological process (GO): iron-sulfur cluster assembly
Molecular function (GO): iron ion binding; iron-sulfur cluster binding
Source: RefSeq, a predicted model, not a curated record
GGCAUAAAUCAGACACUGUGGUCAGAAUCUGUAGCAAAUUCGCGAAAGCAAAUAUGCUUAGGCUCGCAUCGAAGAGGGUUCUAGGGAUAGCGUCAAGGGACGGGGCGACACGGCCGGCCCAGGUGCUGCCACGCCUCUACCAUGAGAGGGUCAUCGAGCACUACGACAAGCCCCUGAACGUCGGAUCCUUUGACAAAAAUGAUCCGGCGGUGGGCACCGGUCUGGUUGGCGCGCCCGCCUGCGGGGACGUCAUGAAGCUCCAGAUCAAGGUUGACGAGGAGACCGGGAAGAUCGUCGACGCUCGCUUCAAGACCUUCGGUUGUGGCUCCGCGAUUGCGUCCUCGUCCGUAGCUUCUGAAUGGGUUAAGGGGAAGCAAUUGGAGGAAGUCGUUUCCAUUAAAAACACGGAAAUUGCAAAAUAUCUCUCUCUCCCACCAGUAAAGUUGCACUGCAGCAUGCUUGCUGAGGAUGCAAUCAAGGCUGCUGUUAAAGAUUAUGAAGCUAAACGUACCAACUCAAAUGGAAGUACAACGGCAGAACCUGCAGUGAAGGCCGCUGAAGCAUGAUGAUGCCCAUGUUAUUUGAUGACGAAAAUAUAUGGGAGUCGGACUAGUGGUCUCUACGUACUGAUUAUCUAGUGAUUGUAUAAUAAUGAAGUGUACUUAACGAGAACAGCUUCAGAACACAAGCUCUUGGAGAUAUUCAAUUAAGAAGUGUUUUUAAAUUUUGUUUCCCUUGGACGAUGUUUAAGGUUUGAUUUUGUUAUAUUGCGCGACUGUUUGUGGACCUGUUAUACUAAAUAGGGUUUCUCCGCAUUAUAGUAUAAAAUUCAGUUAUCUUUUCUUUGA